GAGGCGAAAUUCCGGCGAGGUUAUCGGGAAAACCAUCGCGCCUUAAUCAUCUGCUGCAAUAUUCUCGGAAGAUCGCUUCAGGCGACCGGAUUCGUCUCCGGAGUGACCCGAGCAGAGACGAUUUGGCGAUGUUCAGGCUAAAUCUGGAGCGUUACGUCGGAGACUGUAGCUUUGGAAUCGGAACAUCGUUUCUCUUUUUAUCUUUCAGCUAUGUUUGAUUGGGACGACGAGGAGUUAUCGGAUAUAAUAUGGGGCGAGACUGGGGGAGAUAAUGAUCAUUUGGUUCCAUAUCCAGUUGAAAAUGAUGCGAAACCUCCUGCGUCACAUGGGGAUAGUGUUGUAGAGGAAUGGAAUAUUGAAUCUUUAAGGGUUAAGCCCGGCCACCAGAAGAAACUUGACACCAAAAGUGACUCACAUAUUAGGUUAGAAAGCAGUUCCAAACAUGCUGCAGAUGAAGCCCGUCCUGCAGUGGCUUUGAGUAUGGAUUCAUGGUCUGGCCUUUCCUCAUGCACCGAACCAUCAAAAAAUUCAACAGAAAUUUCAAAACAUGAAGCAGACGGGUCUAUUCAACAAGGAACCAAUUCUAAGUUUUUUCAGAAGCAGCAAGAGGAUGGGGAGCAAAGUGACUUUGUUGAUUAUGACUGGGAUAGCAUCAGAAGUUUUGAUGACCUCGAUAAGAUCUUUUGCAAUGACGAUCCAAUAUUUGGGCAUGCAACCCUUCCCAACACUGAUGAGCUCUGGUCUUCUACCAAGGAUCUACCAAGUAGUCCAGAGAAGCAUUUUCCCAUGUCUAUCGAGUCCCCAAAUUUGGGGUUAGGAGAACUGAGAAGCACAAUAGAAAACUUUGAGACUGAAGAAGAGUACAUACUAGACCAAUACCAGCCAUUCUCCAGAGCUUAUGAUGAAGUGAAUAAUAUCGCGCCAAAUGUUUCAGAGAUGAUACCCACAUAUGACGGAGACAAAGAAAUUCCCGUCGUGAAGCAACAGACAGCUUUGGAGUUAGGGGGAGAAGUCCCAGCAUUCAGUUUGCAGCUUGACACUAGAGUUAUUGGAACACCUAAUCAACCCACGGGAAAGGAUCUGUGUGGAUCGUGGACAACAUCAAUCAAAGAACUCAAUAGCCAAUAUGCAUCCGUGAACCAGCAAUGCCCGUCGGUUGUCCUUUCUCAGCCAAACCAUCUUCAAGGUCCACAAUCUUUGCAAUACAAUCAAAAUCUAAGCUCUCCUACAUUGGCUUCUCAUGUGCCUGGAGAUUUUGCUAAUCAGUACCAUAUGACUUUUACACCAUUCAAUGCUGGUCCCACACUAAAAAGUGUGACAAUGACGCCCCGGGAGAAGAUUGAAAAAUUAAGGAGGCGACAACAAAUGAGAGCCAUGAUUGCUAUCCAACGGAAGCAACAAGAGUUCAGCGACCAACCCUUAUCUACAAACCAUUCUAUGGAAGUUGAAGGUAGUUUUGGCCCUCUCUCUUCUGUUGUUGACCCAAACUCGCCUUCAGAACAGAAUGGUGGUUCUAGUACAGCUGGCGUUGUGGUUGAAGAUCAUUCCGGGGAAGAAUCUGUACUUAAUCGGCUUCAGGAAAUCAUCUCAAAGCUUGAUAUACGAAUUAGACUCUGCAUCCGAGACAGUUUGUUUCGCCUGGCUCGAAGUGCAGAUCAAAGACAACACACUGAUAAUGACACAAACAGCACAAACAAGGGUAUUCAAGAAUUUGUGGUCAAGCAGGAAGAAUUAAACAGUAACAACAGUAAUUACAAGAUUGCUAGAUUGCCAAAUGUAGAGGCUGAAACUAAUCCAAUAGACCGCACCGUUGCCCAUUUGCUAUUCCAUCAACCCAUGGAUGUCUUGUCAACAAAAGCUGCAGAAUUGCCUCAGCCCCACCCUCCAGAUAAGCUCUACUAUGAUAAUGAAUCCAAGAGGAGCCUGCCCCACAGCCAUCUUGUUACAUCUCAUGGCUUAAAAGCUCCUAGAGCUCAUGCAGAAGGGGAGCAACCCCAACACAACCCUUGUUUGGAGUCUUGUUCUGAGAAUGCAACCAAAAGUGAGGCAGCAGAUAGUGGGGUAAUGGCGGUCGGCCCCCCUUCAAAAUGAAUCAAAUGGGAGACAAGGCCAACUCGAUUCGUGCCUUCAAGAAGUGACCUUUGUAAUGUUGAAGGUACAGAUGAACUUCAUGUGAUUGAUGCCUGUCUUUUGUAUCUCUACUCUUCAUUCAAAGACGUGUUAAGAACCACACCCUCGCCUUCCUCCCCAUUCACGGAUCCAGUAUAUUUUUAGUUUAGCAACAAUAGGAAGUGUAGCAUUAGGCUUCUCUGGGGCUCAGCGGUUUUGCCUUUUCUGCAUUAUUAUGCAUGUAUUUUAGUUUUUGAAUUAGCUCCCUUCUUUCUUGAAUAAGUGUGGCUUAAUAAAAAUUGUUCCCAAUUAAGUCACUUUCAUUAUUAAUAUAUAUCAGUGCUCAAUCUUACACAAUAAUCGUUAUUCAAUGUUCAACUGUGUUCGCUUUGUUUAGUGUUUCAGUUGCUUUUUUUCUUCACACUAUAGACUUACAUUGGAUUCUGAAUUUUUAACCACAUUGUCUAAUCAAAUGCAGACCAAGUCCCAUGAAGUUCAUGUUGCUAAGGGCGUGUUCUUGUGUACUGAGCUAAGUGCUGUAUAUUUGAAUAGACUAGUUAACUACACGUCCUGGAUUUAAACAAGUUGAAAAAAAUAGCUCAAUGGGAAUGAUGCACGAAGGCCUGGUUGGCCUCCCUGAACAUGCCGACAACGACCAACCAUAGUCAUAAUUAUCAAGUUCUUGAUUUUCUGGCUAAACAUCAUAGUUAUAUUCAUGUUUUUUGGGGGGGUUGGGGGGGGGAGUAAAUUAUUAAUACUCCUUCGUCCCAUAAUUAUAUUCAUAUUUUUCUAUUUGGGUUGUCUCAAUUUUUUUAUUUUCUUUUUUAAGGAAAAGAUUGUAUAGUUCGUAUUAUUUCUUUUUCUUUUGCACAAAACACAACUACAAAAGUUCUAUGUUAUUAAAAAUUGUGUCAAUUACACACAAGAAGAUAAUUAUGGGACAGAUGGCGUAGUUGUUGUGGGGAGAAGCAACAAGUAAGAUACAACACCUACAAGGAUCAACUUCAAGACAACCAACCAAACACUUGACCCAAUUUACCACAAUUGAUUAACCAAGCACACAAAAUCAGCAGCACAUCAAAUAAACCACAAUCAAAUAUGAAGAAUAAAGAUGCAAACGACACACGAUUUUUAUACGUGGAAAACCCCUUCGAUGUGAAGGAUAAAAACCACGGGACUUAUAGGGAGUCCGCCCUCUUCUUCUCUUAUUAUGCAAAUUGAGGGUAAAAACACNAUUGGGUCAAGUGUUUGG
Cuscuta campestris is the source of this 3361-nucleotide messenger RNA. Lineage: Eukaryota; Viridiplantae; Streptophyta; Magnoliopsida; Solanales; Convolvulaceae. The record is from the annotation of a GenBank genome assembly.